AUGCCUGAGGUCUACAGCGAGGAAAAAUUCAAGAAAGAGAUUGUCUCCAACUACGUCAAUGUCAUUGGCGACCAGCUUGGCGGGAAAGUGUUGAGCUUUUCCGAUGAGUUCUUUGCUGCUGCUGCCAACAUGAUCAAAUCCACCCCCGUGGUUUUUGACCCCACCAAGUUCGUCCACUCCGGUAAGUGGUUCGACGGCUGGGAAACAAGAAGACACAACACCGAGGAGGCUGACUGGGUCAUCUUCAAGGGAGGUGUCAGUUCUGCUACCAUUGUGGGAUGUGAGGUGGAUACUGCCAACUUCACCGGUAACGCUGCUCCUUUCAUCUCUGUUGAAGGCAUCCGUUCCGAAACCGACAACGUCGGCCCCGACUCCAAGUGGGAGGACAUCAUCUCCAAGGUGGAGUGCCAGCCUUGCUCGAAACACUUCUUUGUUCGUCCAUGCGGUCCCACCAAGGAGAACUACACCCACUUCAGAUUGAGAAUGUACCCGGACGGCGGAAUUGCCCGUUUCCGCUUGUACGGCACGGUGAUCCCCAUCUUGCCCAAGGACCCUAAGGCUGUGAUCGACCUGGCGCUGGUUCGUAACGGUGGUGUGGCUGUUAAGGUUUCGGACGAGUGCUUUUCUUCUGCUGACAACCUUCUUUUGCCUGGCAGAGGCGAGCACAUGGGAGACGGCUGGGAAACUAAGCGUUCUCGCGGUGCUGGCCAUGUGGACUGGGCCAUGAUCAAGUUGGGUGCUGUCACCACUGUCCAGGAGGUUCUUGUGGACACUGCCCACUUCAGAGGAAACUUCCCUCAGAAGAUCAACGUCAAGGGCUACAAGGCUCCUGAGGGCACCGCUGCCUCUCCAGACAGCUUGCCCGCUUUUGACCUGGACAAGUGGGAGACCAUUGUCAGCGACAGCAAGACUGGUCCACACGAGGAGUUCAAGUUCAAGGCCGAGGCUGCCGGGCCAUACUCGCAUGUCAUGUUGACCAUGAUCCCCGACGGCGGUGUGAAGAGAUUGAGGAUUUUCGGCACCGUCGCCUAG
This is a messenger RNA of Candidozyma duobushaemuli, 1032 nucleotides long. Its product is annotated as allantoicase. Bases 1 to 1032 code for a protein of 343 amino acids. Gene Ontology annotation, molecular function: allantoicase activity. Lineage: Eukaryota; Fungi; Ascomycota; Pichiomycetes; Serinales; Metschnikowiaceae. The transcript has a single exon. The record is from RefSeq and is a predicted model, not a curated record. Gene Ontology annotation, biological process: allantoin catabolic process.